ACGAGCUGAGCCUACACGGGGACAUCCCGCGGAGGGAGAGUCUCUCUAGAACGGGGCUGGAGGAGAAUACGGGUUCCCGCAGUUUCAGUGUCUUAAUUACGCGAUGUUAUGAGAGACACAUAGGCCUACCCCCGCCCUUCACUUACAUAUGCAGGUUUAAAAUACCUGUUUUAUGUCCUCUUGACAGUUGCAAGACUGAGUUAUGAAGUGACUUGACUAUCACGGUGAAUUGUGUGAUCAACAAAGUGGAGCGAGUUUUUCCAGGACGUGAGCAUUUUCAGUAAGCUGGCAGGCGUCGCACGGUAGGGGGCGCUAGAGAGCAUGGCUGAUCCCGGCCAGCCCCAGGAGAGCAGAAGAAGUAGUCUGCAGAGGAAGAAACCUCCGUGGCUCAGAGUGGACAUCCCCCAGCUGUCUCUGGAUGAGCACUCCACAUUCAUGCAGCCAGUGAAGAGGUCGGGGGUCUUGCGCAGUGUGAGCAUGCCCGGUGACAACACACAAUCAGGCAUCGCGACCUUUGACCCAAGCAACUAUUCCCGACCUCCAUUGCCCUCCAUCACACAGACUAUCAAGAGUGAGAAGAGGGUGCAUUUCAAGCGGGUCAACACAGUCCCUCCUAAGGGCCAGCGGGGUCUCCGGAGGGUGUCUGUACUCCGCAGGCGCUCCUGUGUCCCCAAACUAGUCACCCGCCGCCGCUCGUCCAUCCCCAAACAAAUUAUCAAGGGCACCGCGGACUGGUUCGGGGUCAGUAAGGAGAAUGACAGCACCCAGCGAUGGCGGAGGAAGAGUCUCCAGCACUGCAACCUGCGCUACGGCCGCCUCAAGGCCCAGGUGAUGAGGGACAUGGAGCUGUGCAGCCAGGACAACGUGUCUCUGACCAGCACUGAGACACCCCCACCCCUCUACCUCCCCCCGCACCACCACCAGCACCCCCACGGCAUGCAGAGGAUUGUGGACCCCUUGGCGCGGGGCCGUGCCUUCCGCAUGGUGGAGGACCUAGACGGUUACAGCAUACCCCACACCCCCAUCACCCCCGGUGCCGGCUCUCUCUGGUCCUUCUCCAGCUCACGCUCCGCACUCAACCGCUUACCACGGAGACGCAAACGAGAGUCCGUGGCCGUCAUGAGCUUUAAGGCUGCUGCAGCUCUGGUGAAGGGCCGCAGCGCCAGGGAGAGGGAGGGCGCCGCCCGACGCUGUCACAGACGGAGCUUCAUGCCCGUGAGCUUCCUGGAAGAUGACACCAUGGACUUCGCUGACGAGCUGGACACCUCCUUCUUUGCUAGGGAUGGUCUGAGGAGAGGAGAUGAGGAGCUGUCUACGUAUGCAGACGAUGUGUUUGACUCUCCAUCUGAAGCCGCCAUCAAAGCAGAGGAGUUUAACACAAUCGUUGAUGAGAGGGACCUCACAGGUGGUGCCCUGGACAGGAACGAACUGGAGAGGAGUCACCUCAUGCUUCCCUUAGAAAGAGGCUGGCGUAAGGGUAAAGGUCCUGGAGCUUCUCUGGUCCAGCCCAAGGUGCGUCUGCGCCAGGAGGUGGUCAGUGUGAGUGGGCAGCGCCGGGGCCAACGCAUCACAGUACCCGUCAAGAAGCUCUUUGCCAAGGAGAAGAGGCCUUACGGCCUUGGCAUGGUGGGAAGGCUCACCAACAGAACCUAUCGCAAACGCAUCGACAGCUUUGUUCAGCGGCAGAUAGAGGACAUGGACGACCACAGGCCUUUCUUUACCUACUGGAUCACGUUUGUCCACCUGUUGAUCACCAUCCUUAUUGUGUGUCUCUAUGGCUUUGCUCCUAUUGGCUUCUCCCAACACGAGACUGUUGAUUCGGUAUUAAGAAAAAAAGGUGUUUAUGAAAAUGUAAAGUUUGUUCAACAAGAAAACUUCUGGGUUGGACCAAAUUCGGAGGCACUGAUCCACCUGGGGGCUAAGUUCUCCCCUUGCAUGCGUCAGGACCAGCAGGUCUAUGAACUGAUCCAGGAGAAGAGAGAAAAAGAGAGGGAAUCAGCCUGCUGUGUCAGAAAUGACCGCUCGGGUUGUCUCCAGUCGUCACAGGAAGAUUGCUCUUCGACGCUGGCUGUGUGGGUAAAGUGGCCUCAUCAUCCCAGUGCUCCUCUCCUGGAGGGUAUGGUCCGUCAACACGGCUCAGUCUGCCACCAGGACCCCAGGAUAUGUCUGGAGCCGGCCUCUGUUUCACCCCACGAGUGGCCGGAUGACAUCACCAAGUGGCCAGUGUGUACCAGGUACAGCGCGGGCAACCACACCAACCUCCCUCACGUGGACUGUGCCAUCACUGGACGGCCCUGCUGCAUUGGGACCAAGGGCAGGUGUGAGAUCACGUCCAGGGAGUAUUGUGACUUCAUGAAGGGCUACUUCCACGAGGAGGCAACGCUCUGUUCCCAGGUGCCCUGUAUGGAUGAUGUCUGUGGCCUUCUGCCUUUCCUGAACCCUGACAUCCCAGACCAGUUCUAUCGACUGUGGCUUUCCCUAUUCCUUCACGCUGGGAUCCUGCACUGCCUGGUGUCAGUGCUCUUCCAAAUGACCAUCCUGAGGGACUUGGAGAAGCUGGCUGGCUGGUUAAGGAUCUCCAUUAUCUACAUUGUCUCGGGAAUCACUGGCAAUCUGGCCAGCGCCAUCUUCCUGCCCUACAGGGCAGAGGUGGGUCCAGCCGGCUCGCAGUUUGGCAUCCUGGCCUGUCUGUUUGUGGAACUCUUCCAGAGCUGGCAGAUCCUAGAGCACCCGUGGAGGGCCUUCACCAAGCUGCUGUGCGUCGUCCUCUUCCUCUUCUCCUUCGGCAUGCUGCCCUGGAUAGACAACUUCGCUCACAUCUCCGGAUUCAUCUCUGGACUCUUCCUCUCUUUCGCCUUCCUGCCAUACAUCAGUUUUGGCCGUGCGGACAUGUACCGUAAGCGUGUCCAGAUAUGUGUGUUCCUGCUGGUGUUUCUGGGUCUGUUCUCAGGGCUGGCUGUCCUGUUCUACGUCCAUCCAAUCAAGUGUGAGUGGUGUGAGUACCUCACCUGCAUUCCCCUCACCGACAAGUUCUGUGACAAGUACGACCUCAAUGCCGAUCUCCACUGAUGGCCCUGUAGAAAUACAACGACUAGAAUGGAUAUUGUCCAAGAAGAGCAGGCUCACUCGCUAACAUAGCUGACCAGCAGUCCCGGCUAGCGGACAAGACCGGGCCAAGACCGACGUCACGUUAUGGACCGGACACCCUCCAACCAGUAUUUACAUCUGUCAUUCAGGACACUGGGUGUUUAAAUAUUGCUGAUCUGGGACAAAUAACUGUUUAUAUUAAUACCAGUGGAACUGUUGAUCUGUCUCCAUUGGGUGUUGUUUAUAUGGACAUUUAUAUGGUGAGUGACUGGUCACUUUUGGAGCAUGAAGACUUUCUCGAGGGGGGGGGGGGG
This is a messenger RNA of Esox lucius (northern pike), 3401 nucleotides long. RefSeq names its product rhomboid 5 homolog 1b (Drosophila) (gene rhbdf1b). Gene Ontology annotation, biological process: regulation of protein secretion; regulation of epidermal growth factor receptor signaling pathway. The transcript is spliced from 18 exons. Gene Ontology annotation, cellular component: endoplasmic reticulum membrane. The record is from RefSeq and is a predicted model, not a curated record. The coding region runs from base 322 to 3069 and encodes 915 amino acids. NCBI's taxonomy places the organism in Eukaryota, Metazoa, Chordata, Actinopteri, Esociformes, Esocidae. Gene Ontology annotation, molecular function: serine-type endopeptidase activity.